UUUUAUUCAUCAAAUUUAAGAAAGGAGUUUGAAGCAGCAGCGUGCAACUACAGUGCAACCUUAAACCCUAUGUCCCUCCUAAAAGACUUCAGCCGCCAAAAUUCACUCACCGUGCUUUUUCUCACGCGCCACCUCUCCUCCGCCACUACCACCACCACAUCCAAACUCCACGACCGUUACACCUUCGAACCACCAUCUUCCCUCUCCCCCUCUCCCGAAAACCCCAACGAAAGUCCAACUAAACCCCACAGAAAACAGCCCAAGCCCAAGUACAAACCCCCUUCGUCCCUCGACCGAACCGGGAAAAAACCUAAAUACUCGCCAAACGGUUCAGCUACACGGAGAGCAGCCAAACGGUAAGGCCUAUCGGACUUAGAGAACCUAAAUACUCGCCAUUUGGACCGGACCGGAUCGACCGGGAAUGGACCGGAUCGGCCUAUCGGACUUAGAGAACCUAAUUCACACUUCAAAAUCUGAUUCUGGCCGUUCAAACUUAGCUUCCAAAAGGGUUCUCCCUGCAGUUCUUAAUAUACUUAACUCACAAACCCUUCCUUUAGAUCACAAUCUUCUAUCUUUGUGUUUCAAGCUUCUUAGAAACUUGUGUGCUGGAGAAUUUGAAAACCAGAAUUUGUUUCUUGAGUUUGAUGGGGUUGUUGUUGUUUCGAGUAUUUUGAUGUCAGAGGCUGGUUCUUUACGCCCUGAUCAUAUGUUGGUUCGUUGGGGUUUGCAGGUUUUGGCAAAUGUUUGUUUGGCUGGAAAGCAGCAUCAGAAGGCUAUUUGGGAAGAGAUUUUUCCACUUGGUUUUGUGUCUCUUGCAAGACUUGGAACUAAGGAAAUUUGUGAUCCUUUGUGUAUGGUGAUUUAUACAUGUUGUGAUGGAAACCAUGAAUGUUUUGGAGAGCUUUGUAGUGACAGUGGUUUGCCUGUAGUGGCAGAAAUUGUGAAAACUGCUUCUUCUGCUAGUUUUGGUGAGGAUUGGAUAAAACUGCUCCUUUCAAGAAUUUGCCUUGAAGAAUCUCAAUUGCCUAUGUUGUUUCCUAAAUUACGGUUUAUGGAUAUUCCUGAGGGUGAAGAUAUUGAUUCAAAAGAUUAUCAGUUUUCUUUUGAACAAGCGUUUCUUCUGCAAAUCCUAUCGGAAAUUUUGAACGAGCGACUCAGAGAUGUUGUUGUUUCAAAAGAUGUUGCAUUAUUUGUUUAUGGAGUAUUCAAGAAAUCUGUUGGGGUUCUUGAGCAUGCAGUGAGAGGUAAGUCUGGUCUUCCCAGUGGCUCUGUUGCAGUGGACGCUCUUGGCUACUCGCUUACUAUAUUGAGAGACAUCUGUGCUCAUGAUAGUGUUAGAGGUAAUCCAGAGGAUACAAAUGAUGUUGUCGAUGUGUUAUUGUCACAAGACAUUAUUGAGUUGCUUUUGAUUCUGCUUGGAGAUCUUGAACCUCCAGCAAUAAUCAGGAAAGGAAUCAAACAAUCUGAGAAUCAAGAAGGCGCUAGUUGUUCCUCAAAACCAUGCCCUUACAAGGGCUUUAGGAGAGACAUAGUUUCACUUAUUGGCAAUUGUGUGUAUAGAAGGAAGCAUGCACAAGAUGAAAUCAGGGGUAGGAAUGGAAUUCUACUGCUAUUGCAACAGUGUGUUACUGAUGAAGAUAAUCCUUUCCUGAGAGAAUGGGGAAUAUGGUCUGUUAGGAAUAUGUUGGAGGGCAAUGAGGAGAAUCAAAAGGUAGUUUCUGAAUUGCAGUUGCAAGGAUCUGCUGAUGUGCCUCAAAUUUCUGCACUUGGUCUUCGAAUAGAAGUUGAUCAGAAAACUAGGCGCGCAAAGCUUGUAAAUGUUCCUUGAAAUAAUACCACUACUUGGUUGUAUUAUGCGUAUGUAUGUUAUAUUACAUACAUUUUUACUUGAUCAUUAUUAUUAGUAGAAUGUCCUUAGUUGGAUUUCAGGUUAGGUUUUUUUCCCUUUCCAAAUUGAAAAUGCUGUUUCUCUUGUCAAUGAAAGCUCAGAAGAAAAAUCAUUAGUAACAAUUGAAAAUUUUAGAUGUCA
Molecule: messenger RNA, 2029 nt
Organism: Cicer arietinum (chickpea)
Lineage: Eukaryota; Viridiplantae; Streptophyta; Magnoliopsida; Fabales; Fabaceae
Cellular component (GO): cytosol
Source: RefSeq, a predicted model, not a curated record